AUGAAAUCCAACCAAGAGCGGAGCAAUGAAUGCCUGCCACCUAAGAAGCGAGAAAUCCCUGCCACCAGCCUGCCUUCGGAGGUGAAGCCGAUCCUGCCAAACGAAAACCACCGUGCGGAUAACCUGGCAUGGCUCCCCAGCACACCCAGCGGCCAGGGCGGCCUAGGUGGCCGGCACCGCCCCGGGGGGACGUCGUCAUCGUCGUCAUCAUCAACGGUGGAGGUGGGUUUACAGCAGGGUUUGCACAAGUCGCUGUCUGCAGGGCUGAACUAUUCGCCACCGAGCGCACCCAGGUCCGUUCCAGCCUCCACCACUCUCCCCACGGUGUACUCACCCGCCCUCUCCCAGUCAGGGACCCCCGUUUCCCCCGUGCAGUACACACACUUGCAACACACCUUCCAGUUCGUCGGGCCCCAGUACAGCGGGUCGUACACCGGAUUCAUCCCCUCUCAGCUGAUUUCCCCGACAGCCAAUUCCGCGACCGGCGCCGUGGCGGCGGCCACGGCUGUUGCGACCACUCCAUCCCAGCGCUCCCAGCUGGAGGCUUAUUCCACUUUGCUGGCCAGCAUGAGCGGCUUAAGCCAGCAAGGACACAAAGUUGAGCCGCACCUGGUCAGGACGCCUGGGCUGAUCGCCGCAGGGUCUCCUCCACCCACCCAGCAGAACCAGUACGUCCACAUUUCCAGCUCUUCCCAGAGCGCCGUCAGAAAUGUCUCUCCUCCAACCAUCCCGGUCCCCCUGCACCCCCAUCAGACAGUGAUCCCGCACACCCUCACCCUCGGCCCUUCCUCCCAAGUGGUGGUGCAGUACACUGACUCGGGGGGCCACUUCGUCACCAGGGAUGCCCCCAAGAACAUUGGCCUGGCCAAACCAGUCAAUAAACCAGCGCCCCAUCAUUACGAGGCCAGGCACGUGGUGGUCCACUCGAACCCCGCCGAGUACGGCGCACGGGAUUCCUCAGGUGUCCGAGCCUCUGUCAUGGUGGUCCCCAACAGCAGCACGCCCACGGCAGACCUGGAGGUGCAGCAGGCCACCAACCGCGAGACCUCUCCCUCAGUCCUCAACGACAAGGCGAGCUUGCACUUAGGAAAGCCAGCCCACCGCUCCUACGCCCUGUCCCCG
Messenger RNA from Apaloderma vittatum (bar-tailed trogon), 1122 nucleotides. RefSeq names its product ataxin-1-like. Lineage: Eukaryota; Metazoa; Chordata; Aves; Trogoniformes; Trogonidae. Gene Ontology annotation, cellular component: nucleus. The annotation marks the transcript as partial. Gene Ontology annotation, biological process: nervous system development; negative regulation of transcription by RNA polymerase II. The transcript is spliced from 2 exons. The record is from RefSeq and is a predicted model, not a curated record.